AUGAAGCCUAGCUCCCCCCUCCGCUGUCAAGCUUCAGAUAUGCGCAACGCCUGAACCCGAAAAAGCGGGGAAGGAAGUCAUUACAGCUCUGUAGUCCAGCUCUGUUGCUCUUGCAGGACAUCAUCUCGCUCUUCGAAAUUCCAGAGAUUUUUCGUAUCCUCUCUCUCUGCCUCAUUUUACUCGCCUUUUCCCCCUUUCGACUCCAAGCGCCGCGCUUUCUCCCGGGAAUUUUAUUUGGCAAGUACUAUUUUUCCACCAAUUUGCUAUCUGAUUAUUUCCAGGACUCAGCAGCAGCGGCAGAGAGAAGAGCGGGGCUGUUUGUCGGGUAUUUUCAAACCUUUCUCCUUUGGAUUCUUCUGUCAUUGUCCGUCCAGUAAGUCUACAGACACGUUGUCACUGGAUAUACUGUCAUUUUCAUUCUUCUGUUGGACAAAUGGUAAUUUGGAAAACCACAUACGUCAAAGUGAAUAAAAGUUAUCGAGGAAGAGAACAUUUUGCAGCCCUACAGUUGAACUGAUUGGUGCUGGCGAAGAGUCUCGCUCGGCUACAUUGUUCCUGGCGAUAAGGGGCGCCAGCAACUGUCACGGAAAGCUUCGAUGUGACUUGAUCCGCGCUCUCGGCAUAGCUAAUUCAACUGGUUAAGUUUUUAGAAACAGCAUUUGAUUGCUUUUCGGCUGUGUCGCGAUCUCUUCCAAGACUCUCUGGAUAUAUUUGGACACUAUUGCGGACCAUCUUCGAGGGUCACCCCAGUAAUCUUCAGUCCACUCGACUCUCCAAGCAAUCCCAUAGGUCUACGCUUGGAGGAAAUAUGCUGCAAAAUUGAGGAAAGUCAAGAGGCAGCAUGACUUGCUAUUGCCCUAUCCUCGAAAAUCACUUUUCCUGGCACGUACUGUCUUAAUGCUUUCAAAUUUUGGUUUACAAAUAUGAUGAAAUGGCAGCCCCGGAAGAAGGCAUACUUCCGACAGGGUGUUGCCCUUCAGUACCUGGGUCGCCAUGCCGACGCCUUGGCCGCCUUCGCCUCCGGGCUGGCCCAGGACCCCAAGAGCCUUCAGCUGCUGGUGGGCAUGGUGGAGGCCGCCAUGAAGUCCCCUAUGAGAGAGUCUCUGGAACCGACCUAUCAGCAGCUGCAGAAGAUGAAGCUGGACCGGAGCCCGUUUGUGGUGGUGUCGGUGAUUGGCCAGGAGCUGCUGUCGGCGGCGCACCACCAGGCCUCGGUGGUGGUGCUGGAGGCGGCGCUGCGCAUCGGCACCUGCAGCCUCAAGCUGCGUGGCUCCGUCUUCUCGGCGCUCAGCUCGGCCCACUGGUCGCUGGGCAACACGGAGAAGAGCGUCAGCUACAUGCAGCAGGACCUGGAGGUGGCCAAGAGUUUAGGUGACCAAUCGGGUGAAUGCCGUGCCCAUGGCAACCUGGGGUCGGCAUUCUUCUCCAAGGGGAACUAUCGAGAGGCGCUCAGCAAUCACCGCAACCAACUGGUGCUCGCCAUGAGGCUCAAGGACCGCGAGGCCGCCUCCCUCGCGCUGUGCAGCCUGGGCCAUGUGUACACAUCCAUAGGGGACUACCCCAACGCUCUGGCCAGCCACAAACAGUGUGUCCUGCUCGCCAAGCAAUCAAAGGACCAGCUGUCCGAGGCCCGCGAGCUGGGCAACAUGGGCGCCGUCUACAUCGCCAUGGGCGACUUCGAGAACGCCGUGCAGUGCCACGAGCAGCACCUGGGCAUCGCCAAGACGCUGGAGAACAAGCGCGAGGAGUCGCGCGCCUACAGCAACCUGGGCAGCGCCUACCACUACCACCGCAACUUCGACAAGGCCAUGUCCUACCACACGCACGUGCUGGAGCUGGCCAAGGAGCUGGAGGAGAAGGCCAUCGAGAUGCGGGCGUACGCCGGCCUGGGCCACGCCGCCCGCUGCAUGCAGGACCUGGAGAGGGCUAAGCAGUACCACCAGCAGCAGCUGGUCAUCGCCGAGGAGCUGAAGGACCGCGCCGCAGAGGGCCGAGCCUCCUCAAACCUCGGUAUCAUCCACCAGAUGAAGGGGGAGUACGAGACGGCGCUGAAGCUCCACAAGACCCACCUGUCCAUCGCACAGGAGCUCAGCGACUACGCCGCCCAGGGCCGCUCCUACGGCAACAUGGGCAACGCCUACAACGCCCUGGGCUCGUUCGACCAGGCCGUGCGCUACCACCGUCAGGAGCUCCAGAUCUCCAUGGAGGUGAACGACCGGGCCUCGCAGGCCUCUACGCACGGCAACCUGGCCGUGGCCUACCAGGCGCUGGGCGCCCACGACCGGGCACUGCAGCACUACCAGAACCACCUCAACAUCGCCCGCGAGCUCCGCGACGUCCAGAGCGAGGCGCGGGCGCUGGGCAACCUGGGCAACUUCCACUGCUCGCGCGGCGAGUUCGCCCAGGCCGUGCCCUACUACGAGCAGUACCUGCGCCUCUCGCCCGACCUCCAGGACAUGGAGAGCGAGGGCAAGGUGUGCCACAACCUGGGCUACGCCCACUACUGCCUGGGGAGCUUCCGCGACGCGGUCAAGUACUACGAACAAGACCUGGCGCUGGCCAAGGACCUCCACGACAAGCUGAGCCAGGCCAAGGCCUACUGCAACCUGGGCCUGGCAUUCAAGGCGCUCGGCGACUUCGCCAAGGCCGAGGAAUGCCAGAAGUACCUGCUCUCACUGGCCCAGUCGCUGGACAACGCGCAGGCGCGCUUCCGCGCCCUGGGUAACCUCGGAGACAUCGCCAUCUGUAAGAAAGACAUGGCGGCCGCCGUGCAGUUUUACGAGCAACAGCUGUCACUCGCCCUCCAGGUGAAGGAGCGGCGUAUGGAGGCGUCGGCCUACGCCGCCCUGGGCUCUGCCUACCGGCUGGCGCAGAAGUACGAGGAGGCGCUGGGCUACCACGCCAAGGAGCUGGAGGUGUGCCAGGCCCUGGGCGACGCCCCGGCCGAGUGCAAGGCCCACGGGCGCCUGGCGGCCGUCUACAUGGCGCUGGGUCGAUGCGCCCGCGCCAGCACCAGCUCUGAGCAGCAGCUGGGCUCAGCCAGCGGCUCUGGCGACCCGGCGCCCGGCGCGGGGCUCCACGGCAACAUGGGCAUCACCAAGAUGAACGUGGGCGCCAUGGAGGAGGCCAUUGGCUACCUAGAGCAGCAGCUGGCCACGCUGCAGCAGCUGAGCGGCGGCGCCGAGGUCAUGCUGGACCGCGGCCGCGCCUUCGGGAACCUGGGCGACUGCUACGAGGUGCUGGGUGACUACGAGGAGGCGGUCAAGUACUACGAGCGCUACCUGGCAGUGGCCCAGAGCCUGGGCCGAACGCAGGACCAGGAGAAGGCCUACCGGGGCCUAGGGAAUGGACACAGGGCGAUGGGCAACCUGCAGCAGGCGCUGGUCUGCUUCGAGAAGCGCCUGGUGGUGGCGCACGAGCUGGGUGAAUGCCAGGGCAAGGCGGCGGCAUACGGCGAGCUGGGCGCCCUCCACAGCCAGCUGGGCAACCACGAGCAGGCGCUCUCCUGCCUGGAGCGCCAGCUGGCCCUGGCCCAGGAGACGCGGGACCGGGCGCUGGAGGCCGACGCCAACGCCGGCCUGGGCGCCCUCUACCAGGCCAUGGGCGAGCACGAGGCAGCUCGUGCCACCAGCGACCUGGAGAUCGCCCGAGGGGAGGCGGCCAGUGCCCGGCGGCGGGGCGGCCCUCACAACCUGGGGCUCACCUAUGAGGCGCUGGGCAACUACGAGCGUGCCGUGGUCUACCAGGAGCAGCACCUGAGCGUGGCGGCGCAGACCAAUGACCUGGCCGCCAAGACGCUGGCCUACGGCAGCCUGGGGAGGACACACCACGCGCUGCACAAUUACUCGCAAGCGGUCAUGUACCUGCAGGAAGGUCUGAGGUUGUCUGAGCAGCUGGGUAGGCGUGAGGAAGAGGCGAAGAUCCGGCAUCGUCUGGGGCUCUCGCUGUGGGCCAGCGGCAACCUGGAAGAGGCCCAGCACCAGCUCUACCGGGCAUCAGUGCUGUUCGAGGCGAUUCGUCACGAGGCUCAGCACAGCUCCGACUACAAGCUGUCCCUCUUCGACCUGCAGACGUCCUCCUAUCAGGCUCUCCAAAGGGUGCUCGUCAGCCUCGGUCACCAUGACGAGGCGCUGGCGGUGGCGGAGCGCGGUCGCACGCGAGCCUUCGCCGACCUGCUGGUGGAGCGUCAGACGGGUCAGCAGGACGCGGACGCCUACAGCCCGGCCACGGUGGAGCAGAUCUUGGACGCGGUCAACAAGCAGCGUGCCCUGGUGCUCUACUUCUCACUCGCCGCCGGAUACCUGUACAGCUGGCUGCUGGCGCCCGGAGCUGGCAUCCUGAAGUUCCACGAGGUCUAUCUGGGCGAGGGGGUGUCGGAGGGGGACCCUGAGUUCCAGGAGGGGGCCGGGGGAGGAGGAGGAGGAGGAGGAGGUGGUGCGGGCGCGGCCGGGGGCUCCUCCCUGGAGCAGUACAUCUCCAGCGCCCGCGAGGCCCUCGGCGUGGAGUCCUACUACAGCAGAGGCUGUUCUGGCAGUGAGACGGAGAGUGAGGCAGGGGAUCUGUUGGAUCAGCAGUUUGAGGAGCUCAACAACAAGCUGAACACGGGCUUCCUCCGCAUGGUGUCCAGGAACAACCUCUUCAACAGGAGCUGCCAGAGCAUGACCAGUCUCUUCAGUAACCCCAUGUCUCCGGUGAAGGACGGCACGUCCUCUCUGUCUCACCGGCCGAGCUCCCUCAACAAGCCGCCGCUCCGCACGCUCUACGACCUGCUCAUCGCGCCCAUGGAGGGGGGCCUGAUGCACUCCAGUGGGCCUGUGGGGCGCCACCGUCAGCUGGUGCUGGUGCUGGAGGGUGAACUCUACCUGAUCCCGUUCGCCCUGCUCAAGGGCAGCUCGUCCAACGAGUACCUGUACGAGCGCUUCAGCCUCAUUGCCGUGCCCUCCAUACGCUCCCUGGGCGCCGUCUCCAAGGCCAACGCCCGGCGCAUGGUGUCAUGUGGGGGUGGCGUCGGCACGGCGGCGGUGGUGGGCAACCCUCGGCUGCCGUCGUCGGCCAUGGACCGCUGGCUGUGGGGGCCCAUGCCCUCGGCCGAGGAGGAGGCGGCCAUGGUGGCCGAGCUGCUGGGCUGCCAGCCGCUGUGCGGCGCCGGCGCCACCAAGGAGCGCGUGAUGGCCGCCCUAAGCCAGGCUGAGUGCGCCCACUUCGCCACGCACGUCUCCUGGAAGCUGGCCGCCCUGGUGCUGGCGCCCAACCAGGAGGGAGGUGUUGGUGGGAGGAAAGGGUCGUUUGGGAGCGGAGGUUACAACAUGGGCGAUGACGGGAGCGAUGUGGAGAGUAUAUGCGACAGCCCGUCGCUACAGGAGUUCCUACUCACGGCGGCCGACAUACUGGACAUGCGGCUGCCGGUCAAGCUGGUGGUGCUGGGCUCGUACCAGGAGUCCAGCAGCAAGGUGACGGCGGACGGAGUGGUGGGCCUGACGCGGGCCUUCCUGGCAGCGGGCGCUCAGUGUGUGCUGGUGUCGCUGUGGCCGGUGCCCGUGGCCGCCUCUAAGGUGUUCGUGCACGCCUUCUACUCGGCGCUGCUCAACGGCUCCAAGGCCAGCGCCGCGCUAACCGACGCCAUGAAGACGGUGCAGAGCAGCAAGCAGUUCUCACACCCCUCCAACUGGGCAGGCUUCAUGCUGAUUGGCAGUGAUGUGAAGUUGAACAGCCCUUCGUCUCUGAUUGGCCAGGCCCUGGCUGAAAUCCUGCAGUACCCAGAGAGGGCCAGAGAUGCUCUGCGUGUGCUGCUGCACCUGGUGGAGAAGUCCCUGCAGCGCAUCCAGAAUGGCCAGAAGAACUCCAUGUACACGUCUCAGCAGAGUGUGGAGAACAAGGUGGGCGGCGUGCCGGGCUGGCAGGCCCUGCUGUCGGCCGUGGGCUUCCGCCUGGACCAGGCCGCCACCGGCAUCCCCGCCGCCGUCUUCUUUCCCACGGCUGACCCCGGUGACCGGCUCCAGCAGUGCAGCGCCACCCUGCAGUCCCUACUGGGUCUUCCACCCCCUGCACUCCAGGCCCUGUGUAAACUCAUAUCUGCCUCCGAGGCAGGGGAGCAGCUCAUCAGCCGGCUUCACCAGGUGCUGGUCCAGCUGCAGUCGGGGGAGAAGGAGCAGGACUUCUCCCUGAUGCCCAUCCAGGUGUCCAUCAGCGUCCAGCUCUGGAGGCUGCCCGGGUGCCACGAGUUUCUGGCCGCCCUGGGAUUUGACCUGUGUGAGGUGGGUCAAGAAGAGGUCAUCCUGAAAACUGGCAAACAGGCCAACCGUCGCACCAUGCACUUUGCUCUGCAAUCCCUGUUGGCACUGUUUGACUCCACAGAGCUGCCCAAGCGCCUCAGCCUGGACAGCUCCUCCUCGCUGGAGUCUCUGGCCUCUGCCCAGUCUGUGUCCAACCCACUGCCCCUGGGCUACCCCACUUUGCCCUUCUCCCCUACCUGCCCCGACAGCAUGGCCUCGGACGCCAUCUCCGUCUACAGCCUCAGCUCCAUCGCCUCGUCCAUGAGCUUCGCCUCCAAGUCUGAGAGCGACUUCCUGAGCCAGCGGGGGCGCGGCGGAAUGGGCGGACACCUGUCGUCCCACAAGCACCCGCACGGGGUCGCCCGAAGCCGCUCGUCCCCCCAGGGCACGGUGGUGGCCGGCGGGGCGGGCGGUCGCGGGGAUGACGAGGAGUACGAGGGCUUCUCCAUCAUCAGCAGCGAGCCCCUGGGCAGCCACUGUGACUCCCUCCCGCUGCCCCCAGGACAUGGCCAGAGGCACCGCAUGCUACGGGGACGAGGGGCAGGGGUGGGUUCGGGAUCGGGAGCCGGACCGGGGGCAGGGUACAGUGCGUCCGUCUCUUCCAAGGGAAGCGUCAGCACCCCUACGUCCCCUCUAAAGGCAAGCCUGGUGCCCAGCCCCAACUCGCCCUUUCAGAAGGUAGCCAAGGUGAACAACUCGGACACGGGCGAGUCGGACCAGUCCAGCACCGAGACGGACAGCACCGUCAAGUCGCAGGAGGACAAGAGCGGCGGGUCGGCGCCUCUGGACCCGCAGGAGCUGGCGCAGAAGAUUCUGGAAGAGACCCAGAGUCACCUACGCGCCGUCGGGAGCCUGCAGCGGGGUGUCGCCGAGGGCAUGGCGGCCCCGGUGUCCAGCUCCACGCCGACGAAGGGCACGGCGUCCGCCACGGCCUUCCGCUCCUCGGAGACGAGCGCCUUCAGCCGCCCGAGCAGCCGCGCCAGCCUGCGGGAGCGGCCCAAGCCACCCUCGCGCUCCUCCUCGCUGCAGAAGAUCAGCUCGGGCUACAGCAGCCCGGCCAACUCGGACUCCUCGCUCAAGGAGACCGGCCACCCAUCCCCGACGCUGGACAGCCUGGCCCAGUUCAAGCUCAAGUACCCCAGCUCGCCGUACAGCGGCCACAUCUCCCGCUCGCCCAGCAACGUCUCCCCGAGCUCCGGGCACCAGUCCCCCGCCGGCAGCGCCCCUUCCCCCGCCCUCUCCUACUCCUCCACGGGCUCCACCUCCAGCCACGCCGAGGCCCCGGACCUGGACCGCCUGAGGAGGACCGUCAUCGACGAGAAGGUCCAGGCCGUCCACAACCUGAAGACCUUCUGGGCAAACGCGGCUGCCCAGCAGCAGCAUUCCGGUCCGGUGAGGGCGAUCCGGGGCAUCCCCGGCACGGGCAAGGGCACUGGCCCAGCAAGCGAGAAGGACGUGCUGGGCCUGUUGAACCUGUCGCCACGCCGCUGCUCGCCCGGUGAUGGCCAGGACAGCAUCGAGCUGUCCAAGCUCGGGAGCCAGACUCUAGACAAGAGCUCCGGCAGGCCUGCCAAUGGCCACAAUGGCACUGACACCCACAAAACUGCCCCCUCGCCGACCAUAUCCACCCGGAGCAGCCCCGGCGGUCGUCCCAUCCGACUACCCUCUAGCAACGGCUACAAGUUCCUCUCCCCCGGCAGGUUCUUCCCAUCGUCAAAAUGUUGAGACAGUUGUGUAAGAUUUGUGCUAGUUAUACCACUCAUUCAUGACUGGUUUGAAAAAGAAAACAAAACAACGAAAAGAUAUCAAAGCUGGGCACUUAAGAGGCCUUAGCUGGCCCUAAUGACUUGAUUAACCACAGAAAAAGAAGAAGGCAGCCAGUGAGAGCAAUGCUCUCUAGACUGUAAACUGCUGAGGCAGUGUUGUCCUUGUGCCCCCAGUAACCACUGUAAAGAAAAACAGAAGACCCAAUACUGUGCGUGCAGGAACAUUUACUGUUUUUUUGUGGGCCAAAUCAUUACAGCUCAGACUGGUGUAAUUUCCUUUAUUUUUAUUUUAAUAUAUAAUUAUUGUUAUUAUUAUUGUUGUUGUUUGUUAUUGUUAUUAUUAAUAUUAUAAUUAUUAUGUUUUGUAAAUUAAACCAAGUGUUUCACAAUCAGUAUUAUACAUUUUGAUAUUAUUAAACAGAAAAAAAAAACUGCACCAUGUGAAUAUGGUUGAAAUGGUUAAAAAAAGAUUUCAUAUUUUUUAAUUGAAAUUAAACCAUGGCAUUUGGCCUGAUCUCUUUGUGAAUUGAAUGUCCACUCCGCAGCAUGGAUCCUCUUGCUCUUCAAUGUUAAAUAAGUACCAUGUAUGGGUUUUUAGCUCACCGUCUUUUUUGGAAAGAAAGCAGACAUGGAGAACCAAGACAUAUCUUUGUCCUUUACCAGUAAAAUGUUUAAAUUAAAAAGGUG
Molecule: messenger RNA, 8725 nt
Organism: Alosa alosa (allis shad)
Lineage: Eukaryota; Metazoa; Chordata; Actinopteri; Clupeiformes; Clupeidae
Product: tetratricopeptide repeat protein 28-like
Molecular function (GO): protein binding
Source: RefSeq, a predicted model, not a curated record